AUGUCCACCAAAUUGAAAGAAGAUUAUUGCGGAGCAUGCGGUAGCUCACCACCAUCACCUAGUAAAAGAUUAAAAAUAAAAUGUGCUUACUGUAAACAAGACUAUCACAUUCAAUGUGUGAACAUAAAAAUCGAAACAUACAAGGAUCUAAGCAGAGUUGCAAGAACCUCAUGGAAAUGUUCCACUACAAGAAACUGUAUAAACGUUACCACUCGCCGCAAAGGGGACGACACUAAUACCCCGGUGUCAGCUCGUCGUCCUACGACGCUUGAUGACUCCACUAUGUCGAUAGACAAAAUGACCCAUGUAGAUACAUCUAGCUCUGGUAGCCGUAUUCAAGAGCCUGUAACCAUCACUGGCAACCUUACAGUUAAUAACAAAGCCGAACUUCUUGACUCAAAAUUGAAAAGUUUUAGGGAGACUUUCUUCUCUGACAUGAAGUCAUUCAUCAGAAGUGAAAUAAAUGCUGCUAUUGAAAAAACAAAACAAGAAUUCACUGAAACGACAGAUUUUUUGCAAGAUAUAAAAGCUUCCCUAUCUGUUGUUGAAACCCACAUCAGCGAGCUAGAGAAAGAAAAUUGCAAUUAUCUGAAAAAUAUCACGUCUUUGCAGAAUCGCUUGGAGUCUAUGGAAAAAGUUUCGCGAAGCCGCAAUGUUGAAAUACAGGCCGUCCCUGAAAAACGUAAUGAAAACGUACUUGCAAUAAUAGAAAACCUUUAUAAGACCGUAAGCUUACAAAUCAAUGACGAUGAAAUCAGCGCGUGUCGUAGAGUUGCUAAGUUACCAUCUACUUCUGCAAGCCGUCCACGCAAUAUUCUAGUGCGCCUUCCAACUAUUCGUCACAGCGACAAUUUAAUUUCAGCAGUGAAACGUUUUAACAAAGCCAACCCAAAGGAUCGGAUUAGUUCAGUGCAUCUUGGUGUAGCUAGGGAAAGAUCCUUGAUAUACGUAACCGAGCACCUGUCACCCGAGUGCAAGAAACUCCACUCGGCUACUCGAAUAACACUACGGGAUCAAUACAAAUACAUAUGGGUUAAAUAUGGCAAUGUAUACAUCAGAAAAGAUGAUCGGUUAUACAUGUAA
Molecule: messenger RNA, 1083 nt
Organism: Parnassius mnemosyne (clouded apollo)
Lineage: Eukaryota; Metazoa; Arthropoda; Insecta; Lepidoptera; Papilionidae
Source: the annotation of a GenBank genome assembly